This is a messenger RNA of Micromonas pusilla CCMP1545, 1357 nucleotides long. RefSeq lists its product as uncharacterized. Lineage: Eukaryota; Viridiplantae; Chlorophyta; Mamiellophyceae; Mamiellales; Mamiellaceae. Gene Ontology annotation, biological process: protein folding. Bases 204 to 1325 code for a protein of 373 amino acids. The transcript is spliced from 2 exons. The record is from RefSeq and is a predicted model, not a curated record.
AAGGUACGAAGGUACGCGACGUGACUCGCCAGUCGACGAACCAGCCCCGGUUUCGAACUUGCUGCAUAGGCAUCCAUACAAGUACGAACGUUCACCGCAGAAGUCUCGACUUUAGAGUAACUUAUUUCACGACGUGAGGAGGAGCCAGUCAUAGGCCCGAAGACCUCGUUCACAGCACGAGUCGAAGUGCACGUGUCUAAUAAAUGCACCACGUAUAUUUGCAACGUUGCACACUAACUGUGGUCAUACUCUUUAUGAAUGUGAUGCAGGUGCUGGGACUUUCAAGCUCGCUCAGGCUGACUAGCUCGCAAACAAUCGAUUUCACAAUUAUUCUCGUCUCUGCUCUUGCACCACUCAGGACUGACUACUACAAAACACUCGCGGUCGACCGCGGGGCCUCAGAUAUUCAGAUUAAGAGGGCAUAUAGAAAAUUGGCGCUGAAGUAUCAUCCAGACAAGAAUAAAGGCGAUCAGAAGGCGGCUGGGAACUUUGCUGAGAUCAGCAACGCCUACGAAGUCCUAUCGAACAAAGAGAAACGAAGAGUAUAUGACCAGUAUGGAGAGGAUGGUGUGAGACAACAUGAUACGCGUAGUGGACAGGGGCGCCACCAGCAUGAUAUCUUCUCUCAAUUUUUUGGCAAUAAUUUCGGUUUUGACAAUGAAGAGGCAGACAUACGCCACGGUGAUGACGUGGUACUUGACCUUGAGUUAAGUCUCGAGGAUCUGUACACCGGUUGCAGUCUCAAGGUUGGACGUGAUAAAGGUGUGCAUAAACCUGCCAAAGGGAAGCGUAAAUGCCGUUGUAUGCAGCGGAUGGUAACACGACAGGUUGCCCCCGGCAUGUUUCAACAGUAUGCCAAGGAGGAAUGUGAAGAAUGCGACAACAUCAAGAUAGUUCGUGGUUUUGAAAUCAUCACGAUUGACAUCGAAGCUGGUACUCCAGAUGGGCAUGAAAUAACUCUUUAUGAUGAUGGCGAGACUCUCGUGGACGGUGACUCUGGUGAACUUCGCGUGCGAAUCAGAUCUGCUAACAACACCAAGCGUAAGAGGUUUGGUAACGAUCUCCACAUAUUAUAUGAAAUUGAUCUUGCGGAAGCGCUUGCCGGCUUUACCCACGAAUUUAUUCAUUUUGACGGUCAUAUCAUAGAGCUUCAGAAUACAGAGGUGACUAUGCCUGGUCAAAUAUUAUCUAUCCCGUCCGAGGGUUUUCCUAUUUAUGAUGUUCCGAAUUCACGUGGUGAUCUUGUCAUCACCUUUCAGGUUAUUUUCCCAGAAAUUCUUAGCCUUAGUCAAAAGGUGAAGGUGAAAGAUAUACUGAAGAAGUAGUAAAGUGAAUCUUGACACAAGUUUUCAAGUUU